This is a messenger RNA of Haemonchus placei, 174 nucleotides long. NCBI's taxonomy places the organism in Eukaryota, Metazoa, Nematoda, Chromadorea, Rhabditida, Trichostrongylidae. The record is from the annotation of a GenBank genome assembly.
AUUGCUUCUGAAAUAACAUUUUCACCAGGUCACAUCUUGACGUACAGAGGCAUUUUUGUCACUGAAAAAUUCCCUAAAAAACUGGAUACAUGGCUCAAACUUUCCUUCAUGCGCUCACCUUUCAAGGAUCCAUUUGUGAAACCGUUCAAGUUCCUUUUUCUCAAAUUCAUUUGA